Molecule: messenger RNA, 1914 nt
Organism: Prinia subflava (tawny-flanked prinia)
Lineage: Eukaryota; Metazoa; Chordata; Aves; Passeriformes; Cisticolidae
Product: mucosal pentraxin-like
Exons: 4
Coding region: 1-1446 (481 amino acids)
Biological process (GO): innate immune response
Molecular function (GO): complement component C1q complex binding
Source: RefSeq, a predicted model, not a curated record
AUGGGGCACCCAUUCCCCUUCCCACGGGGCACCCACUCCCCUUCCCACGGGGCACCCACUCCCCUUCCCACGGGGCACCCAUUCCCCUUCCCACGGGGCACCCAUUCCCCUUCCCACGGAGCACCCACUCCCCUUCCCACGGGGCACCCACUCCCCUUCCCACGGGCACCCACUCCCCUUCCCACAGGGCACCCAUUCCCCUUCCCACGGGGCGCCCACUCCCCUUCCCACGCCCCCCGAGCUGCCCACGGCCGUCCCUGCAUGGGCAGGACACGGAUCCAGAGCUCCAGCCCCACACAGUGUCAGGGAUGGGAAGGGCCCUCCCCUGGGGACAGGGGAACUGUCCCCAAAGCCGGCCCCGUGCUCAGGCACCAUCCCCGGGCUGAUUGCCCAACAGCCCCGCGGCUUGGGGACAAAGGUCGCUGUCACCACCAAAGCCACUGUCACCCUUGGGUGUCCUCUGAGCAGCUCCGGGUUGCUCCGAUCCCCCUUCCCACAGCGGUGACAGUGGCCGGGUUCCACGGUGCCAUGGCACGGCUGUGGCUCUGCCUCCUCAUCCUCACUGCUCUCUUCAGCCCCGCGGCCCAAGAGACAAAGAAGGCCCAGAUCUGGGCGAAGCCAUCGGCACCCACCAGGUACCACCCGCUGAUGCUGACCUGCGAAGUCACCGGAGACCCCGGGCCCCAGGAGUUCCUGUGGGAGAAGAAAGAGAGCCCAGUUCCUCUGCAGAAAGGCCCUGACAGCGUCCUGCUCUUCCCCUCCUUCAACGACACCCACCUGGGCACCUACACCUGCACGGCCACCAGCCUCCAGGGCAGGGCUGUGGCCACCUACACCCUGUGGAUAAACGACCUGGGCAGGUCGGUGUUCGUGUUCCCCCAGGAGUCCAAAACCGCCCACGUGCAGGUGACGGCGAGGCUGGAGCAGCCCCUGAACAACUUCACCGUGUGCCUGAGGUCCUUCACCGACCUCACGCGGCCCUACAGCCUCUUCUCCUACGCCACCCAAAAGCAGAGCAACGAGAUCCUGCUCUUCAAGCCCAAACCCGGCCAGUACGAGCUCGCCGUGGGGGACAAGUUCUUGUUCUUCCAAGUGCCCACAAACAUCGCGGAGAGCGAGCACGUCUGCGUCAGCUGGGAGUCCUCCACCGGCAUCGUGGGCUUCUGGUUCAACGGGAAGCCCUGGCCGAGGAAGGGGCUGCAGAAGGGGUACACGGUGGGAGUGCCGGCGUCCAUCCUGCUGGGACAGGACCAGGACACCUUCGGGGGUGGCUUCGAUGCCCAGCAGUCCUUUGUGGGGGAGAUUUCCUCCGUGUACAUGUGGGACACGGGGAUCUCCACCGGGGAGGUGAGGUCGGCCAUGUACGACGACCCCACGCAAACCCCCGUCUUCGGCUGGAGGAAUUUCCCCUACAAGGUCGUGGGCGAGGUGUACCUGAAGCCCUGAGGCUGUUUGGGGGGUGUCCCCCAUCCCUGCUGUGUAACCCCCUCCCCCAAAGCCACCCAACGUCACAUAAAUGGAGAAAUGGGUGUUUAGGGUGCUGGUGGUCUUUGGGGGGCGUGGGUUGAGGCCCACCGAGGCACUGCAGGUGAUGGAUCCAGGCUCAGAAACUCCCUAGGGUGAGUGGGAAGGGGGACAAAGGCUCCCAGCCCAGAGCCUUGCUCUGGUUUGGGGACACAGGGCUGAGCUGGGGACAGGGCAGUCCUGGGGUUAUGUGCACCCCUGGCAGCCCCCAGGCAUGGUGGGGCAGAACCCGGGGGGCCAGGACUGUUGGGGGGCAGCCCUGGGACAGCCCGGUGUCCCCAAGCUUGGGGAGGUUCAGUGCCGUGUCCCAGAGCCCUGAGGGUGCAAUCCUGGAGCCUUUGGGGGAUCAGCCCUGUGUGUCCCUGGGGGCUCAGUCCUGUGUGUCCCUGG